Molecule: messenger RNA, 681 nt
Organism: Linum tenue
Lineage: Eukaryota; Viridiplantae; Streptophyta; Magnoliopsida; Malpighiales; Linaceae
Source: the annotation of a GenBank genome assembly
AUCUGCGGUGCCGGAGUUGUGAAAGGGUUCGAAGGGAAGCAGCAGUUUCAGCUUCUCGGCGGCGGUGCUAACUCUGUCGCCGGCGGCUACACAAAAGGAGACGACCUUGGUGCUGAAAUCGUCGGCACUUUCGUCCUUGUCUACACCGUGUUCUCUGCCACCGACGCCAAUCAGCAGGGCAGUAUUCGAAACGACACCGCGUUGCAGCUGAUGUACAAAAUCGAUGUCGCCGGGCAAGGUAUCUCUCCCGACGGCGGCACUGGGAUGUAUCGGCAAUGGAGCCCCGACGAUAAAUACCUCAACAUCGAUCCUCCUCCGAGCUCUGUUUACUACAAUGACUCGGUUCCCCUGAACUCCAUUUACAGUAACGACUCGAUUCAGCUGCAGUACAGAAACGAGAUCCAUAAGCUCGUCGCGCCGGCGACCGUUUACAGAACUGCCCGGGCGAUGUCGAACAUCAGCGAAUUGAACCUGCAGUACAAUCUCACAUGGAGUUUCCCCGUCGAUCCUUCGUUUACAUACUUUGUUCGGCCCCAUUUUUGUGAGAUUCAGCCACCUAUCAAUGGCCGGGAUAACAGGGCUUUCUGGAUCUACAUCGCAAAUCGAACCACCGGGUCUUAUACGGAUGUGAUUCAAGAAGUCGCGGGAAUGGAUUCACCAUGUUCAAAGACUACUUGGUGA